AUGAGUAGCGAGGAAGAUGAUUACGAUGAAAGUGCAAACUUGAGAGAUCCAGAGAAAGUAAGAAAGAAAAAAGAAGGGCGUGGACGAAUAUUAUCAAAAAUUCGGAAUAUUGGUCAACGUGUCAAAUCACGUAUCCGACGUGAUCGAUCAGUAUCAUCACAAUCAAUGAAUGAAGGGAACAAAUCGGAGGAUACUGAAACUGAGUUAGCUGAAAGUGAGUUCACUGAAACACCGGUGCAAACUACCGAUGGAGUUUCAUCGGAUCAACAAUUGGAAUCUGAAACAAACGAUUCGACGGAUAAUUCGCUUAACAAUAUGGCAUCAGAUAGGGAACGAAUAGUUGGUGCUGAUAAGAUGAACCAACUAAUGGUUGAAAUGCAAGAUGAGAAGGAAGACGAAGAUCUUGACAUGUUGCAAUCCUUUACUGUGCGGCUACAUAUAUUUGAGGCCCGUGAACUCCAUGGAAAUUGUUUGAAUCCUUUGUUACGAGUGAUAUUGGAUGGACGUUGCCGCUCGAGUCUAUCGCAACACAAUACAAAUUCACCGCGCUGGAAUGAAUCGUUUUCUUUCACGAUCCGAAAGUCCCUCCAGGAUAUGAUCCGGACGUGUUUGGAGUUCCGGGUCUACAAUACUCAACAACUUGCAAGUGACACAUUGAUCGGAGGAUUCCAAUGCGAGCUAGGAUACAUUUACAAAUCAGAACGACACUUGUUGCGAGAAAAAUGGCUUGUUCUUAGAGCCGACUAUCAAGAAGUUGUAACAGUUGGAGAGACUGAUCGAAUUGCUUCUUCCGAUAUACGUGGCUUCCUGAAGGUAUCAAUAAAUGUCCGUCGAAGCCUCGAUCCAACACCAGCACCAUCGUUACGUAGUAAGGUGAUACAUGACGACGAGGAUAUUUUGUUCUCCGGUUCACUAAUGCAAUAUACCAUGCUGAUAAGGAUCUUCCAAUUGUGCCAGAUAGCUGAUCGUCUACGAACGCAGAACGAUGAUGUUGCAAGACUAGCUGUGCAAGUUCAAAUUGGAAAACAAAGUAAAAUGACUCACGUACUGCCAGCUUUAUAUGAAGUGAUUGAUUUUAAUGAGGAAAUCAUGCUUCCUGUCGUUUGGCCAACCGUCUUUAAACAUAUUUCAUUUCGUAUUCUUCUCAUUUAUCAGACAAAAAUUCGUAAAAAGAAUAUGGAAAAAGUACUGGCUACUGCACACGUCAACUUAUCUGAUAUUUGUCAAUCAGGAUAUAUGAGUGCAAUGACAAGCGAUCUACCUAACUCUGACAAUCAAGGUUUCCUGCCAAUAUUUGGUCCAUCAUACAUAAGCUUUUAUGCAUCAAGUAAACGUGGAAUAACGAGAAAAAUCGAGAAAGCAAUACGAGAAGGAAGACGGCCAGGCGAUUGUUUUGUUGGUCGUGCUCUUGUCGAGGUGAUAUGUUUGGAAGAAGACUGCGGGCAAAGUUCUCGUGAUCCGGUGACGCCUGAUAUUGUGCUAUCACUGAAGCCACAAUUGCGUACAUCAGAAUAUGUAUUACUAUCUACAUUUUUUGCUGUAAAUAUGAUUCAUCCUAAGCUUAAAUGCAAAAAUGUGCGUUUUUCGUUGAGCAUAGGAGAAUACGGUAAUCAAGCCUACGGAAAGGUACCAAAAUGUACAGCACGAACACUUUCGGUUAUGCCAGCCUUUGCUGAGAAGUACUAUACGAUGCCAUGGGGAAAUCAUAAACCUGUUUGUGAAAUCCCUUGUGCGUGGGAGGAUGUUUCAUUUCGAAUGAGACACUCCAACGUUUUGCAGAAGAUAGCUAAGAUGCUGUUACACUCUUCCGGUUUGGCAAAACUGAAAUGUGACGGUAAAACAGAAGCGUCUUCAAUCAUUCUCCAUGCUAUUGAACAAGCUUGCGAUUAUUUUGCUAAACUGAGCAAAUGCAUUGAACAAGACUGGGAGUCACCACUGUCAUCACUGCUUGAUCGACAACGUCGUCUUGUCAUUAUUUCAUCCAUUGUCAAAAUGAUCGAGGAUUUUACUACACUGAAAUACGAUAAGAAAGACAUAUUCCAAGUCAACGAAAUUGCUCUGAACCAUCUGCAACGAACCGCUGAACUUUUAAUGAAAAUUUCAAAUGAGCCGGAGAUGUCAAUACCGGACGCAAUACUUUCGAUGUGCGAUGGUGACGAAUUACUUGCAUUCGCACGAAUUCCUGUAAAUGAAAUCUAUUAUCACAAGAAAGACUGUUAUCGGGGAAUGUUUUGUGGACGUCUGCGAGCAGUAACAUUAAAAUGGCCAAGCCAUGAUGAGAAGCAAGAAAAGAAGGAGCAAAUACCAGCCGUUGUUCAUCUUCGUCUUUGGUUUGGAAAAGUAACGGAUCGUAACAGUUGGGAUAAAGCAAUUAAGCCUGGAGUGGUUCAAUAUUUUGCAGAAGUUUUUGAAAAUCAACGAAGGCAUCUGGGUGGUCAGUGGAUGGAGACUGAUGGGAGAAAUGGUGAACCCUACGCUCGAUCGGAUGAAACAGGAAUUAUUCGAAUGUCUGAAGACGAUGUUAAAUUGUCUCAUGGAUGGUCUUACAAGGGAGCCUGGAAAAUAAUGUUUUGCCAUGAUAUGUGGGUUGGACCCGAUGCCGGCCAUUCACGAUAUGAGGAUGAAAUUUUUGAAGUGCAGGAGAAGCAAGAUGAUAUAUGGACUGAUUUAUAUUAUACAGGCGCAUCUGGUAACCCCAUUGAUAAUGCUCGUGAUCGAAACGCUCCCCCAGGAUGGCGGUGGGUUGGCGAUUGGACGAUUGACCUGUUCUGUGCAGGCGAUGCCGAAGGAUGGUCAUAUUCUUCGAAUGCAGCUAAUUUUGCUAAUGAUGACGCCAUUACCGAUUACAGAGAGCGGGAAGGACAUAAAUUUCGACGUCGGCGUUGGUGGCGUAUGAGAACGCUUGGAACAGGCACAAAAGAUGCUUUUGAAAAUAUCGAUGCUUUACGGAGAAGCAUUGAUCCUGAGCUUUGGGAGUAUGCUAGUGAUUUUCGUGAACCGGUACAUGUGCAAAAGAUGCCUGGUGACAAGUACCGACGCAGGCGAUAUGUUCGUGAAAUGGUAUUCUCGGCUAAUCUUAGCCAGAGAAGAAGACUGGCUCUUUAUUUGGCUGAAGAUGUUUCAGUUUCACCUCGGAUUUAUGAAGUUUAUGAUCAUGCAACACGUUGGCAAAUGCGUGCAUCAAUUUUAUGGGCCAAAGAUUUACUACCGACAAAUCGUCGUGCAUCGAGAGCAUUUGUUCGAGUUAUAUUUUUAAAUCGAUGUCAGGAAACGGCAAUCACUGAAAAUACUGUUGACCCGAUCUGGAAUGAAACGCUUAUUUUCAAGCGGAUAAUAAUAUGUGGUGGGAUGACGUCCGUCCGUAAAGAUCCACCAACAGUGGUGGUAGAAGUAUGCUCAGAAGAUUUCAGUUCCUCCGAAAUAUUUCUUGGACGUUUUAUGACAACACCCUCAGUUAUAUCACUUGCAACUGAUCAGCGUGGAACGCCUAAUUGGUUUCCGUUAUCACUUCGCAAGGAUAGACAGAAAGGCGCUUUAUUAGCACUAUUUGAAUUAUUCUUGUAUGAGGGUCAAGCUAUACACAUUGCGCCGUUGAAGCCACCACGUAAAAAACAAAGCAAUCGUUAUUCAAUAGCACGAAGCGUUUGUCCGAUUGUCAAACAGUAUACAGUGCAAAUUUUGUGCUGGGGUGUUCGGGAUUUACCUCGAUAUCAGUUGUCAUCUGUACGUAAUCCAUUUGUGGAAAUUCGAAUUGGUAACAAGAUAGCUCGAAGUGACGUGAUCGAAGAUGCGAAACGUAAUCCAAACUUCAAACGGCCAUUGAUAAUUCUGAAUGAAGUUCAACUUCCUGCUCAUUUUUAUUACGCACCACCGUUAACUUUUAAUCUGUAUGACAGACGUUCGUUUGGGCGUGAACCGCACAUCGGUAUUUGCGUUGUUCAUGAUUUUGCUAAAUAUAUUAACAAGUUACCGAAGCGUACGAGACGGGAUAUUUAUAGUUGGCAGAAGUAUGAUGAGACGUUAUCCUUCGAGGAAGCUUAUGAGAAAAGAAUGACGGUGAUAGAUUCCGAAGAAUAUUUCUUUGGUAAUUGCAUCAUCGACUGGUGGAGCAAAUAUUACAGUUCAAUUGGGGAAAGCGAAAAAGCACCAGGAUAUGCUGAUUCUGGAAUCGAAACAUUACGGGUGUUUACGUGUGCUCUUGAAGAUGUAAGUGAAUAUUGUGGGUUUUCUGACUUUCUCGACACAUUUAUCUUUCGGAAAAUGACUAAAGAAAACAUCGAAACACCAGAAUUAAGGAUACCACGCGGUGAACUCAAAGCCCGAAUUUUCAUCAGAAGAGAGGACAAAAUGUCAAAUGAUUUUUUCGCCUCGCCCAUCGUCGAAUUUGCUGGGGUAACCAAGUGCACUAUUCGCGUAUACAUCGUGAGAGCUUUUGAUUUGAUCAGCAGACGAAAGGAUGGCACCUGUGAUGCUUACAUUAGUGUGAAAUGUGGAACAAAAAAGAAGAAAACUUUGCGAAAAGAUUAUCGACCAGGUUCACUGAAUCCCUUGUUUGGCCAGAUGAUUGAAAUGGAAGUGGAGAUACCAAUGGAUAAAAAUCUUGUGGUAUCAGUCAUGGAUCGUCAUCGUAUCUUUUCUGAUAAUGAAAUUGGACAUACGGUAAUUGAUUUGGAAAAUCGUCUUUUGACACAGUUUCGAGCUACCGUUGGUUUACCAAAGCAGUAUACAAUACGGGGACCACUUGUCUGGCGCGAUCAACUUACACCUCUCAGCAUAUUAAAACGGCAAAUGAACUAUCCUGCGCCAGAACUGCUAAUGAAAGGAAAUGAUGUCGGGAUCAUGAUUGCUGGAGUCGUGGUGUGGUUGAGUGAUAUUGAGAAUGUUCCUCUAAAUCAUGCGGAGAUUUUGGGCCGGCCGUUGCAACGAAUGAAUCUGGUACCAGAACAUGUGGAAACGCGACCGCUAUACAGUGCUGUCAAUACGGAUAGCGAGUGUGGUAAACUGGAAAUGUUUGUCGAUUUGUUCCCACAUGCAGUGGGAUCGGUACCUCCGCCCUUGAAUAUAUCACUUCGACGGCCUCAUGGAUUUCAGCUUCGUGUAGCAGUUUGGAGUGUUCGUAAUGUAAUUCUUACCAAGAGGACGAUGGGGAAACCGGCAGCAGAUAUCUAUCUGAAGGUUUUUUUUGAACGGAACAAGAAGUCGUCACUGUUGGUAGAUCCAGUACUCUUCGUUCAAAUCUGGGACAACAAUAAGUUUCGAAAAGAUGGCUAUAUCGGACAACUUGCCUUGGACUUGCUUUCUUUCGAUGGUAUUGGUGCUUUUGCAUUUGUUACAGUCGCGAUGGAAUUAAAAGAAAAUACGAUCUCUGAAUAUAUUCCUUAG
This is a messenger RNA of Loa loa (African eye worm), 5382 nucleotides long. Its product is annotated as C2 domain-containing protein. The record is from RefSeq and is a predicted model, not a curated record. Gene Ontology annotation, cellular component: membrane. The coding region runs from base 1 to 5382 and encodes 1793 amino acids. Gene Ontology annotation, biological process: membrane fusion; plasma membrane organization. NCBI's taxonomy places the organism in Eukaryota, Metazoa, Nematoda, Chromadorea, Rhabditida, Onchocercidae. The transcript has 35 exons.